AUGGCGCACCUUGGAUCUGAUGACGGCUCUGUUGGUAGUUCUGAACGGACCGUUUCCGAGGCCGCGCUUCUUCUUCCGUUCUUGGAUGGCCAAGGGUUGUUGGGUUUUGUCGAUGGUACUUCGGUAUGUCCGCCGAUCACCGCGCUUGCCGUGCCGCCUUCCGAGGGAGCUGUUCCUGCCGUGCCUUCGUCGGCUUCAUCUUCCGCUGCUCGGAGUGCAUGGCUCCGUCAAGAUAAGGUCGUGCUCUCCUUAUUAAUCUCAUCCUUGUCCGACGAGAUGAUGCACCUCGCAAUCGGUAAGUCCACUUCUCGGCAUUUGUGGUUGGCAAUCGAACAGGUUCUUGGUUCGACUACACGGGCUCGUGCCCUCCGGUUGGUGGGCGAGUUGCAAGGAUUACGGCAGGGGGAUGCUUCGAUCCCGGACUAUAUUGGCCGUGCGCAGGUGCUUAUCGAGGAUUUAGCGCUUGCCGACCGUCCGGUGACGCUAGAGGAUCAGAAUAUGUAUAUAUUCCGAGGCUUGCGGUCCGAAUAUCGUCCUUUGGUGGCGUCGCUCACAAGGGGUGCUCCGGUGUCUCUGCCCGAGCUAUCCGAUUUUCUUGUUUCGCAGGCUUUUAUAUGUGCCGAUGAUGCUGGUGAUGUUGCUGCUGCUCCGGUCGCCAUGGCCGCUCAGCGAGGUGGAGGCCGUUCGGGCGGGUAA
This is a messenger RNA of Ipomoea nil (Japanese morning glory), 696 nucleotides long. RefSeq lists its product as uncharacterized. NCBI's taxonomy places the organism in Eukaryota, Viridiplantae, Streptophyta, Magnoliopsida, Solanales, Convolvulaceae. Bases 1 to 696 code for a protein of 231 amino acids. The transcript has 2 exons. The record is from RefSeq and is a predicted model, not a curated record.